Chironomus riparius is the source of this 396-nucleotide messenger RNA. NCBI's taxonomy places the organism in Eukaryota, Metazoa, Arthropoda, Insecta, Diptera, Chironomidae. The record is from the annotation of a GenBank genome assembly.
CUCAGUUCCAUUUCAUCAUCACUCGAGUCUACAAAGAAUUAAAACAUUUAAAAUAAAAAUGAAAGUGAUUAGUCAAAUAAUUCAGAUUGUAUUUCUUCUAAGUUUAUUUGGAUUUUUUUGUGACUCAAUUGCACAAAUUCAAAAUUCAUCUCAAAACAUUGGAGACACGUGCGAUUUAGGAAAUAAUCAAAAUGGAAUUUGUCAAGAAUUGAGAAAUUGUCAGCACUCAAAGAAGUUGUUCGUUGAAAAGAAGUUUGCUGAUAUUAAAUUUUGUAAACCACAAGGAUACAUACCUAUUGCUUGUUGUCCUGGAACUAGUCAAUAAUUGUCAUAAUAAAAUAAUUUAAAAUUUUGCUUCCUCAACGAAUUUUGAUUUAUUUGUGUUGCUUUUCAGUA